Molecule: messenger RNA, 2108 nt
Organism: Anopheles bellator
Lineage: Eukaryota; Metazoa; Arthropoda; Insecta; Diptera; Culicidae
Gene: Nup54
Product: probable nucleoporin Nup54
Exons: 4
Coding region: 126-1985 (619 amino acids)
Biological process (GO): nuclear pore organization; protein localization to nuclear inner membrane; NLS-bearing protein import into nucleus
Cellular component (GO): nuclear pore central transport channel; nuclear pore
Molecular function (GO): structural constituent of nuclear pore
Source: RefSeq, a predicted model, not a curated record
GAUCGAAAAAGGCGGUAGUCAAACUUUUUUCUGUAAUCAAAUUAUACGCUUAGUGUGAAUGUUUUUCCAACACGCUGACUAAACUUCAAUUUAUUGGUUAUAUCCCUGCAUUUCAUUAAGGAACCAUGUCGUUUAACUUUGGCAACACUUCCACCCUCGGAUCGACGAGCACACCAGCUAAGCCUAAUGCGUUCGGAAGUUUCUCGUUUGGUGCCCAAGCAUCAACACCGGCGUUCGGUGCGGGCAACACUGGUGCCGUUCCGACUUUUGGUGCGACAACAGGCGUUUCUGCUUUCGGUGCUACUACCACUUCAGCGUUCGGAGCACCCGCCGCCGGAGUGGCAACAACGGGAACUGGCUUCGGAUCGCUAGGUUUUGGUAAUACCGCUGCGACCGGAACAACAGCAAGCACAGCGUCUACUUUCGGGUUUGGAACGAAUGCGGGACCGAUGGCCACUCCUGCCUUCGGUGGAUUCGGAACUUCGACAACUUCGACGACCGGAGCGCCCGCUUUCGGUAGUUUCGGGGCCACUACUGCAACCAGUACCAGUGCUCCGGCAUUUGGAAGUUUCGGUUCCACUGCGGUACAACCGUUCGGUAGUACUUCUAUUGCUACUUCUUCGGCCCCUUCAUUCUUCGGUGGCCUUGGCACUACGCAGCCCACCGGUACGGCCGCUUUCGGUGGAUUCGGUUCUGGAACUACCUUCGGCGGUGGUCAAACGACCUUUGGACAGCCAACAGGAGGUUUAACCUUUGGUCAACCUUCAUUCGGUCAGCAACAGCAGCAACAGCAACUACAACAGUUUCAAGCUCUCUCGCCUGAGCAAGCGUUCAUCGAAUCCGUUUUCAAUGUGUCCAUUUUUGCUGAUGAACGCGACACAGUCCUGGCGAAGUGGAACUACCUACAGGCAAUGCUUGGGACGGGCAAAUCGUUCUACUCGCAACAGGUUGCCCCGGUUGAGAUUACGCCAUCAAAUUUUCUGUGCCGGUUCAAGACGAUGAGCUACAGCAAGCUACCAGGGAAGGAGAACAAGUUUGGGCUCGUAGGGCUGACAAUUAACAAAACGGCGGCUCUGAUGAAAGAGCAACAGCAACAGUUCAUUGUGAGCAUGAAUCAGAUUUUCGGCAACAAACCGAACGUCAUGAUCACGGUGGACAGCAUGAAGCCAAUUAGCGAUGCCAAGGUGCAGUUGGUCAUGUACAUUGAAGAGAAGUCGACAAUUUCGAACGAAACCAAACGUGUUCUCGCAACGGAGGUAGCCGCUUACCUUAACCAACCGAUGCCGAAACAACAAUUAUCAUCACUUGGUAUCGAAUCUGUUGUUCCGCUGGUACUGCCCGAAGAUGAUCAGUUGAAAGAGUAUCUAGACAAUCCGCCCAAAGGCAUCGAUCCGCGCAUGUGGGAACAAGCGAAGAUCGACAAUCCCGACCCGAAGCGGUUUAUCCCGGUACCGAUGAUUGGUUUUCAGGAUCUCAAAUGGCGCAUCAAGUGUCAAGAAACGGAAACAGAAAUUCAUGCAGCUUAUUUGGCUAAAGUUGAGAAGGAAAUCGGGGAUUUGAAACAGCGGCACAUAAACACAACGGCCAAAGUUGCCGAACAUCGGCGCAAUUUCACCGAACUUAGCCAUCGUAUUCUACGGAUCAUCGUGAAACAGGAAAGCACUAGGAAAUUGGGACUAUCUUUAUCACCGGAAGAAGAAGCAAUCCGUUCAAAGCUGGAAAAUAUGCACGCGCUCGUCUCGACACCAACCCAGUUCCGCGGCCGUCUGAGCGAACUGCUUUCGCAAAUGCGAAUGCAACGUAACCAAUGGGCUCACGCUAACUUUACCAAUGAGUACACGCUCGACAAGGAAGCUUCGCACGAAAUGCAGUCUUUCUUGACAAUGCAGCAAAAGGCAGUGGCGUUCCUAAUAGAUACCAUUAAUGGAGACAUGAAGACACUGAAAGUUAUCACCGAUGGCAUGACGCAUCUGGUGCAGGGAUAGAAAGGAGUUCUAAGAAAUUCUUGUUUUGGAUGCUGCAAGCCGGUGAUUGUCAUUAUCUCGAAAAACUCGGAUAAAAGUAUUUCCGAAGGAAAUUAUUGAAGGAAUAAACAAAUUAACCUUAUG